AUGGACAGCCACCCCGAUUCUCCUGACUCCUUGGCCAGCGACGGGCUGCUGAGCUCGCGCAGAAAGAGAAGCAGAAUACUGAUCAGCGAUAUAGUACGCAGGUCUCCGGAUUUGAACAAGAACAACAACAACGAGGAGGAGGACGACGACAAGGAGCUGCUCAACAACAAUGUGGAUUUCCUGAUCGUGGAGCAUCAGAGCGCUCAGGAGCAGCGAGAGAACGGAGAUGACGAUGACCGUCUCACCGCAGCCACCAGCCACGCCGCCCUCUCUUUGGGCGGCGGCUCCCCCGGAGGCGGCGGCUAUCCCUCCGGGGGCGGCGGCCUGCCCUCCUCCGCCCACCACCACCGCUCCGGGCUGCACCAUCACGCCGCCAUGCAACACCAGCUGCCGCACCAGGCGGCGGCCGAUUUCCAGCCGCCCUACUUCCCGCCCCCCUUCCACCACGCCCCGCCGUCGCCGCCCCCGCCGCCCCAGCAGCACCUCGACUACCUCGCGGACCCGUACGGAGGCCUGGGGGCGGGGCUGCACCACUACAACCAGCUGGGGUUGAGGACGAGGGACUCCGAUGGGAGUCAUACGCACGUGAGCCAACUCGGCCACGGCACGAGUUUCCCGUACAGCGCGGGCCCGGGCGGGGGGCGGCCCGACUACGGGGGCGGCUCCCAGGGGCGGCACGUCGACGACCCGCUCUCGUUGCACCAGGCGCUCGGCCAGGCCGUCGAAGAGGCGCAGGGCGGCAUCGACGACAACACCGGCUUCAUCACCGACCUACCUCUGCUCAAAAGCAUGAAAGGCGGCAAAGACCACGGCGGCGGCUCCAUGGUCUCCCCCAGCGACGUGUUCUGCUCGGUGCCCGGCCGCCUCUCCCUCCUCUCCUCCACCUCCAAGUACAAGGUGACGGUGGGGGAGGUGCAGCGUCGCCUCUCGCCGCCCGAGUGCCUCAACGCCUCCCUUCUGGGCGGCGUGCUGAGGAGGGCGAAAAGCAAGAACGGCGGCAGGAUACUCAGGGAAAAGUUGGAGAAGAUCGGCCUGAAUUUGCCUGCGGGCAGGAGGAAAGCUGCCAAUGUUACGUUGCUGACUUCUCUUGUCGAAGGCGAAGCCAUCCACCUGGCCAGAGACUUCGGCUACGUCUGCGAGACCGAGUUCCCCGCCCGCCAAGUGGCCGAAUACCUGCUGCGGCAGCACGGCGAGACGCUGCGCCGCAAAGAAGUCCUGCAGGCCACCAAGCAGGUCACCAAGGAGCUCAUGGACCUGCUCAACCAGGACCGCUCGCCGCUCUGCAACACCAGGCCGCAAAUCCUGCUCGACCCUUCCAUCCAGAGGCACCUGACGCACUUCUCCCUCAUCAGCCACGGUUUCGGAAGCCCUGCCAUCGUGGCUGCGCUGACCGCCAUCCAGAACUUCCUCAGCGAGUCGCUGAAGCACCUGGACAAGGUGUUUCCCGGCCAGCAGGGCCAGCUGCUGGUCAGCUCGUCGCUGGACAAGGGAAAGCUCGAGGACAAGAAGUGA
Molecule: messenger RNA, 1512 nt
Organism: Phaedon cochleariae (mustard beetle)
Lineage: Eukaryota; Metazoa; Arthropoda; Insecta; Coleoptera; Chrysomelidae
Source: the annotation of a GenBank genome assembly